AUGCUGGGUAAGAACAACUGGCGGGUACUGACGUUGGUCACAGGGUUGCUAUUAGCACAAGCUAUAGACUCACCGGGACGAGGCAGAGGACGAGUGCGUUUUCCUGGAUCCUUUCGGCCACAACCAUAUCGCGAAGAUGAACUUUCCUUAACCGACGAUAUACAACGUAUACCCCAUCCGUACAGUGAAGAGUUGUCGCAAUCAGCUCCUGAGGCGAGAGCCAGGUAUCCGCCAGCAAGAUACACCCGCGAAUAUUUUCCUCCAAAGUUAUAUUCAUCUGCAGCGUCAGACUACGCGGAGUAUUCUGAGUAUUCAGAAUUUCCCCCACGUGGUGGACGUACUCCUUACUGGAAAACGAGAAGUCCUCGCGUUGUUUUUCCCUAUGGGGAUCCAACAUCUUCAUACGAUAAUAUAAAGUUUCAAAAUUAUGAGAACGUAAAGUUUCAGGAGGAUUCCUCGUAUGACAAUCCAUCGAAUGGGUAUCGAGGACCGAAUUAUGGAAACGAGAAUGUAGUUUUCCGAGAUCAAAAUUUUGGUGUGAAUGACUUAGCCAAUGUUCAAGAUCUGCGCGAUUACAAUCUACAGGAUCUCCAAGAAGAAACACCAGGGGUUCGAGAGCGAGGAUGCGGAAUAUCAGUAGCAAAACAAGCUGCUCAAAGAAGAAUUGUUGGAGGUGAUGAUGCAGGAUUUGGAGCUUUUCCUUGGCAAGCCUACAUCAGAAUAGGCUCCUCUAGGUGCGGUGGUUCGCUGAUAUCGCGGCGACAUAUAGUGACGGCCGGUCACUGCGUGGCGAGGGCGACUGCUCGCCAGGUCCACGUGACUCUAGGCGACUAUGUCAUCAAUUCUGCGGUGGAGCCCUUGCCAGCCUACACAUUCGGAGUCCGUUCGAUUCAAGUGCAUCCGUAUUUCAAGUUCACACCACAGGCGGACCGGUUCGACGUCGCCGUACUCACGCUGGACAGACCUGUCCAUUACAUGCCGCACAUAGCUCCCAUUUGCCUGCCAGAAAAGAACGCAGACUUUUUGGGGCAGUACGGCUGGGCGGCCGGAUGGGGCGCUCUCAGUCCUGGUUCGCGUCUUCGUCCGAAGACUCUUCAGGCUGUUGAUGUUCCAGUAUUAGACAAUCGCAUCUGCGAACGUUGGCAUCGUGCCAAUGGAAUAAAUGUAGUAAUCUACCCGGAAAUGCUUUGUGCAGGAUACCGGGGCGGUGGUAAGGACUCGUGUCAAGGAGACAGUGGUGGACCACUCAUGAUGGAAAAAUCGGGAAGAUGGUACUUAAUCGGAGUCGUAUCUGCCGGUUAUAGUUGUGCAACCCGAGGUCAACCUGGGAUCUACCAUAGGGUGGCACAUACAGUGGAUUGGAUAUCACAUGCUACUAGUCUGUGA
This is a messenger RNA of Ctenocephalides felis (cat flea), 1386 nucleotides long. Its product is annotated as venom serine protease Bi-VSP-like. The coding region runs from base 1 to 1386 and encodes 461 amino acids. Gene Ontology annotation, molecular function: serine-type endopeptidase activity. Lineage: Eukaryota; Metazoa; Arthropoda; Insecta; Siphonaptera; Pulicidae. The record is from RefSeq and is a predicted model, not a curated record. Gene Ontology annotation, biological process: proteolysis. The transcript has 4 exons.